This is a messenger RNA of Penicillium angulare, 1236 nucleotides long. Its product is annotated as putative RNA polymerase II Elongator complex associated protein Kti12. The record is from RefSeq and is a predicted model, not a curated record. The transcript has 3 exons. The coding region runs from base 1 to 1236 and encodes 411 amino acids. Lineage: Eukaryota; Fungi; Ascomycota; Eurotiomycetes; Eurotiales; Aspergillaceae.
AUGCCGCUCGUAAUCCUAACCGGAUUCCCCUGUUCUGGUCUCAGCUACCGCGCCAGCCAACUUGCCUCGCUUUUCGAAAAGGCGCAAGACGAACUCUUUGAAUCCCAAGACGCUUCCUCGCCCGUGACGCUCAAGUCCCGAUUCAAUAUCCACGUUGUCCCAUCCCAUGAUACCUCCAACCCACGAAUUGUUUACGAUAAUGCGCGUACAGAGAAGCAGGCUCGCGGCGUGGCCUAUGCCCGGGCAAAGCGCAAUCUCGCGCGAAACAACAUCGUGAUCCUCGAUGGAAUGAACUACAUUAAAGGAUGGAGGUACCAGCUCUGGUGCGAAGCCAAAGCCGCAGGAACAACAUGCUGUGUGGUGCAUAUCGGAACACCAGUGGACCAGUGCGUCGCAAACAACGACGCCCGACUCAAGCGUCAGGCGUCUGAAAAGAACCCCGAACCCGAAUCUGAGCCUAGUCCCUCCGAUCCCACCAUAACAACCGACACAGAAGAGCCCUACCCAACAGACCUCCUCAACAAUCUCAUCUUCCGCUACGAAGAACCAUCCACCCACAGCCGUUGGGAUAAACCCCUCUUCACAGUCCCCUGGGCCGACGAAACACCACCAAUAGCAGACAUCUUCCACGCGUUGACAGGCGUCAUCCUCCCAUCCGCCGAAGCACCACCCAUAACACCAAUGACUGAUCUCACCUCCUCACUCGAAAACACAAACCUCUCCUCCGCCGCAAGCGUAACAACAACCCGCACAUCAUUCACCCGCGGUGGAAGCGGACGCCCAGGCGCUCUCUCUCGCCCAAAAGUAAUCCAGCACCAAGCUACAGUACAAGCCAUCUCAACGGACUCCGGCGCACUUUACAGCAUGGAAAAAUGCACUUCGGCUAUCGUUACUGCUAUUCGGACUUUUACGCUGAAUACCCCCUCCGCAGAACUGGCUGUUGCUCAGAGCUCUGACCGGAAGGGUAUUAGUAUUGAGGUUCCGGAGUCGGAACUUAAGGUCUUUAUACCCACGCAUGUGGCUACAACUGGUACUACGGAUGAACUUGCGGGUGCUGGGGGUAUUUUGGCGUUGCCGAAAUUGCAAAGGUUGAGGAGGCAGUGGAUUAGUUUGAAUCGGUCGUAUAUUGGGAGGAGAUAUGGGAGUGGAGAUGGGGGGUUGACGGUGGAUCAGAUUGGGGAUGCGUUUGUGAGGUUUUUGAAUUCGAAUUUUGGAGGUGAGGAUGAUGAUUCGUGA